Messenger RNA from Galdieria sulphuraria, 1403 nucleotides. Its product is annotated as archaeal ATPase. NCBI's taxonomy places the organism in Eukaryota, Rhodophyta, Bangiophyceae, Galdieriales, Galdieriaceae. The record is from RefSeq and is a predicted model, not a curated record. The transcript has 2 exons. The annotation marks the transcript as partial.
AGAAGAUUGUUUAAUUUCUCUUUGGCGAUGGCGAGUUUGGAUGAAAAGUGGAAAGCUGUGGACAAGUUUAAGUCUGUUGUGGUAGAUCGUGAAAGGGACGUUUUUUUUGUGACAGAAGAACUGUAUUAUCUUCAUAGCGGCCGAGAGCAACUCAGGGGUGUAACGAGUAGUUGCGACUAUCGCUUGACGAUACCAUUUGCCCCCCAUCUCUUUGGCUCGGGCAAAACGACUUUGCCCGAACCUAUUUGGAACCCUUCGAGGAGAACCUUUUUGGAGAAGCUGAAAAGGGCUUCAUUGCUUUCUGCGGAUUUAAAGGAGUUGGAGCCCACAGACCCGAAAGAACGCAACCUUGAGUGGGCAGUCUACUAUUUGUUAAUAAAGGCUGCCUGCUCUCAAGUUGGCGCGGAAAUUUUUCGAAAGAAAGAAGCCUUCGAAAUGGUGGAUAUGGAACCCUCCAACCUAGUUCCACUCUUACGAGAUAUACUAAGGAUUCCUUCCGAUCAAUAUCUUUUGUUGGCAUUUGAUGAAGUUGGUGUUUUGGAUACGAAUGGAAUUCUUUUUGAACUGGAGAAGAAUGACAAAGGUGUGAUUCGACCUUACAAUGACUUUUUCGGUAUCAUUAGUCAAUUGUGCAAAGAACCCGACUUGUUUUUUAUAGUUGUUGGGAAAAGCAAGGGUUUAAGUAUUAAGAAUGAUGUCUCUUCUGUAUCAAAAGUCAUACUACAUUUUAUUUUUUUAUCACCUUUGGACGCUUCCAGUAUUGUUGAAUUCCUUGAAAAGAGUCUUCUUGAGACACCUACUCAAGUUCCGGUUUGUGAUGUCUUAUGUAGUUCUUCAUUUUCAGUAAAUGAAUUGGCAGACUCAUUAUUGGAAUGUACAGGUGGAGUUCCUGGUUUGUUGACUCGUGCAGUAAAUAUGCUUUUGAAUUAUAUAAUAGCAAGAAAUCAGCCUUUCAUAUCGAAAGAAGAAUGUUUGACUUGUAUGAAUGACUACGAUUUCCGAAGAAUUUGUGCUGAACCAUUUGUGGAACGAAUAUUGAAUUUGGACGAAGAUAGAAGAAGUGUUUUUGAUUUACUUUUGAUGAUGGCUCUUUAUCGUAUACCGUCUAAAGUAGAUGAUAGAUUGACCUCGGAGUCCUUUUUAUAUGAUGCCGUAACAGAAAUGGGACUAUAUCGAUAUCCUAUUGACGAGAAUACUUUUCAAGUCCUAAUUCCAAAAGUAUUUGUUGGAAUCUUCAAGAAGGACCCUUCCGUAUCUUCUUUGGAAAAGAUACUUCUUGGAUCACUUGAUGUAGAACCAGUAGAUUGUUUCUUCUAUUCAAAGUGUCGUGUAUUUGAAGGAAUUGUUGCUUUACGACUAGUUUUGAUGUUGUCUUCAAAGAAUCGAAAUGAGUUGAGGGAAUU